CCGCCGCCCGAGGAGCCGUACCCGUGGCUAUGGCGAUGCCAUCGCUGCCUCAUCCUCUACCGGGUAUCAUGCACCCGCCGCUGCCUCGAGUGCAACCACGAGUUCUGCAGGAUGUCGGGCUCCAGCUUGGGGGUCAAGACGAAGAAACACCGCCGCAGCUCCGCCGGCCCCUGCAGAUCCGAGUUCGACUACACGGCCUGGGCUGCCUGGGGCGCCUUUCGCCGCACCACGGCCAUUGCCGCCGCCACCGCCACAAGCGACAUUACAGCGAAAGCCCCCUCAAAGGCAUCAUCAUACGUGCCCGCCGACAGCAGCAGCACGGCGGCCUACGACGGCGGCUCGUUGGACGGCGGCAGCGACACCACCAUCGCCAUGGCAUGGGAGCCCGUGGCAGGCAGCGAGGCGGCGCGCGUCGAGCGUGCCAAGGAGAAGAUGUACGUGCGCGACGAGCACAACUGCUGGACGCACUGCGACUUCCCGGCCGAGUGCCGCCACGCUGUGUACCGCGCGUGCAUACAG
Molecule: messenger RNA, 519 nt
Organism: Lasiosphaeria miniovina
Lineage: Eukaryota; Fungi; Ascomycota; Sordariomycetes; Sordariales; Lasiosphaeriaceae
Exons: 2
Source: RefSeq, a predicted model, not a curated record